UUCAUCUUUUCCUCCUCUACAGAAAUGCCAGCACCAGCCAAGGUCGUCAAAGCAGGGAACCCAAGACCAAAGAAAGGAGCCAAGGUCAGCGAUUUUGGUGACACCACAAACUGGCCCACGCCUGGUGAAAUUGUCAAUAACAAGACAUGGGAGCCAGUUAUUUCCUCUGAGCAUCCACAGAACAGUAAACUACAACAGAAUAAAAAACCUCCUGCUAGAAAGGAACGGCCAGAGAAAUGCGAUAGCAGUGAGAGCAAAGAGAACCAGAAAUCUAAAUCUGACGAAUCACCAGAGGAACGGAGUGCCGAUGAGGAUUCACAAAAAUCUACACAGAAGAGAAAAGGAUACAAGCAAAAGUGGGUUCCACUACAGUUGGACGUAAAAUCAGAGGGUACGCAGGACAAGCCAGUAUCCCGCAGCAACUCUCGCCCUCAGACGGAGCCCUUGCGGCCACCUGUCAACAACAGGAACGACUCAAAAGGCUAUCAUCGUGAUGAGAAGCACGACUCGCGAGAUUGGAGGGAAGACCGUGAUGAGAUUUCCAGCGUGAAAAGCGAGGGUGGAACGAUCCGCGGAGGCUUCAGGGGAAGAGGUCGUGGACGUGGCCGAGGGAGGGGUCGUGGCAGAGGUGCUUCUCGCUCUCACUUCGACUACCAUUACACCUACACCGCAAACACCGACAGUAAUGAUGGAUUGUACAGGCCAAAAUUUGGCAGUGAUAUCAUCUAUUACUAUGACAAUCAGAGCAGUGCGGAGCUGUAUGCAAUGGAUAAAAAGCUGCUCAAAGAUUACAUCAAGAAACAGAUUGAAUACUACUUUAGCCUGGAUAACUUGGAAAGAGACUUUUUCUUGAGAAGAAAGAUGGAUGCUGACGGUUUCUUACCAGUCUCAUUAAUUGGAGGUUUUCACCGAGUUCAAGCGUUGACCACCGAUGUCAAUCUCAUUUUGGAGGCUUUGAAAGACAGUACUGAGGUGGAAGUGGUGGACAAGAAGAUCCGAAAAAAAGAAAACCCUGAGAAAUGGCCACUCCCAGAAACAGACUUCACACGUUUACUUAACUGUCCAGAAUUCAUUCCUGGGCAGACGUACAAAAAGCAGACUGAAUCUGCUCCAGGUUCACCCCGGGCAGGCAGUGCUGCAAGUUCCAAGACCGAGGAACCCAGUAAUUUGAAGACUUUGCCAAAAGGACUUUCCACCAGCCUUCCAGACCUGGAUUCUGACACGUGGAUCGAAGUGAAAAAAAGACAUCGGCCAGCUCCUGCAAAACCAAAGAAAUCUGAGGAACCUAAAACCCAAACAUCUUUGAAGCCAGACCAAGAGGAACAAGAGGAGCUAGACUUCAUGUUCGAUGAGGAGAUGGAGCAGAUGGUUGGACGCAAGAAUACGUUCACUGAUUGGUCAGAUGAAGAUUCUGACUGUGAAAUUGACGAUCGUGAUGUGAACAAGAUUCUGAUUGUGGCACAGACACCUCCGUACUUAAGGAAACAUCCUGGUGGGGACAGGACAGGGAAUCACGUCUCCAGGGCAAAAUUGACAUCUGAGUUUGGUAAGGUCAUUAAUGACGGCCUUUACUACUACGAGCAGGACCUUUGGAAAGAGGAUUAUGAACCAGAAUAUGCAACUAUAAAGCAAGAAGUAGAAAAUUUCAAGAAGCUAAAUAUGAUCAGCAGAGAGGAGUUUGACACACUGACCCCUGAACCUCCUGUUGAUCCAAACCAAGAAGUCCCACCUGGACCACCAAGGCCACAGCAAGUACCUACAGAUGCAUUGGCCAAUAAACUUUUUGGUGCAGCUGAGCCACCGGUGUCUUGCAUGGCACGAUCUUUGCCAACAACUGUUCCAGAAUCACCAAACUACCGGGGUGCACGGACCCCUCGUACCCCCCGCACACCCAGGUUAAAGGAUCCAACUCAAACGCCCAGAUUUUACCCUGUUGUCAAAGAAGGGAGGCCUCUGGAUGCAAAGACUCCUCGGAAGCGAAAAACGAGACACAGUUCAAACCCUCCACUCGAGAGCCACGUGGGUUGGGUGAUGGAUUCAAGAGAGCACCGACCAAGGACAUCAUCUUUCAGCUCCAAUGCCAGCCCAUCAGAGGGAAUCCCGAUUGCUGGAAGUUACGGUUGUACUCCCCAGUCUCUUCCCAAGUUCCAACAUCCCUCGCACGAACUACUGAAGGAAAAUGGAUUCACACAGCAUGUUUAUCACAAGUUCCACAGGAGAUGUCUGAAUGAGCGCAAGAGGUUGGGAAUAGGACAAUCUCAGGAAAUGAACACGCUCUUCCGAUUCUGGUCAUUUUUCCUAAGAGAUCACUUCAACAAAAAGAUGUAUGAAGAGUUCAGACAGUUGGCUGUUGAAGACGGGGAAGAAGGAUAUAGAUACGGACUGGAGUGCCUUUUCAGAUAUUAUAGCUAUGGCCUUGAAAGAAAAUUUAGACCGGAGAUCUUCAAGGAUUUCCAGGAAGAAACCAUUGUGGAUUAUGAAGCUGGGCAGCUGUAUGGAUUAGAGAAAUUCUGGGCUUAUCUAAAGUAUUCAAAAGCUAAGAAUCUGGACAUUGAUCCAAAACUUCAAGAAUACCUCAGCAAAUUUAAACGUCUGGAAGAUUUUCGGGUGGAUCCUCCAAUUUGCGAUGAAGUUGGCCGCAAGCGUCAUUCUUCAGGAGCAGAAGAGAAAAGGCGUUUGCCAUCAAUGUCUUCCAAUAAAACCACAAGCGCCGUCAGUGAAGCCGCGACUGGGACGCAGCUCCCCUCCAAAAAUACGACAGAAGAAACCAACCCCACUCUGAGCCAGAACCCUGCUUCAGCGGAGUUCUUGGAAGUGGAAACUGCAGACAAAUAGAGCUUGGACUCUGCCCCUCAACUCUGGAUCUUUUAUUUGAACUUUUGGUAUUGUCACCUCGAUGACUGACUGAAAAACUGGGCCAGAUAUCAGACAUUCUACAAUGCUGGGCAGUGGAAAAAUGCAUCACCUGCCUGAAGACUUAUAUUCGAAGCCAGUUUCACGUCUUUCACCCAUAUGAAUGAAUGUUGCAUGAGAACAAUUGGCUAAAAUAUAAUUCACCUGCUUGAUUUGGGGUCGACAAUACAGCUUCACUCAGAUAUCCAGAAAACAAAAAAAAACAAAAAAAAAUCAAAACCCGUCCCUUGAGAACGGGAUUAAAAAGAUGCCUUAUUACAGCCUGCUCCUGUUUCUGGGCAGCAUAUAUUAAAUUCUGCUCGCUCGGCUAAUGACUCUCCUAUUGGCCUCUAAUCUUGAUAAAAUUAUCAGUUCCUUAUCCUGGAUUUUGAAUUGUCAAGGUUUUGUUUGUACCCGAUUUAAAAGUUACCGCAGGCGGGAUCAAUGAUUUAAGACGCAAAUCCUUUUGAGUGGCAGAUAAUCUUUCUGUCAGGCCUUAUUCCGCUUGUUCAUGGUAAAGGACUUCAGUCUGAUAACCAGAUAUAAAGACAUUAGCAAGUAGCCAUGGCAACGGCUCAUUGGCCCCAUGUCAAACUCUCAGUCAAAGUCACUGCUGCAGUGCCUUUGGCCACAAGCGUUUUAUUGCUCCUGUCCAGUUGUCUUUUCGCUUCUCCCAAACCCAAACUGGCACCACUUUGAAAAAUGCUACAGCCCAGCUUCAUCUUAGUUGAUGAGCUGCCUGCUUGGAGUAACAGCAGUAACAUUGGUGAAAUUUAUAUCGGGCAACAUCAUUCUCAGAAUGUGUGUUAUGUAGGGAUGUCGCAAUGUAAUUUUAUUUUCAAUGUACCGGUGCAGUGGUAAUCUUAGCUCACAUCAUUCUAGCUGUUGUUCUGGAAAUGCGACCAUCACUAGGAGUACAAGGCUUAGCAUUUUCUUUUUGUUAAUCAUUGUCACAUUUAUUGUGGUCUGGUUAGCAGUGUACAGAAAAACUGAGCCCUGUGAUUAUUGCAGACUUGCUACAUCAGAGUAUAUUGGAACAUGCUGUUGUGAUAUUUGUAAUAUCGUUAUGUUGUGAUUGGUAUGCAUGUUUCUCAUGGAUGGGCUGAAUUGCAUUCUUGGACUCUGGAGGCGCUGGUAUUUGGAGCAGCCUGAUGGCUUCGCUUUCCUAACUACAGCUGAGCUCCGAGCUCAGAUUCUGGUCUAGCUUUUCCUCAAGGGGACCUGUUGACAAGAGUUUGAACCACCUUUUUGGAUGGUGCUCUUAGUGAAAGUAAAUUCACUUGUUCUGCUCUCUGAUGCUUGCAUUUUGAGUGAUUUUUAUUAUUCAUUCUCAUUUGGUCUCCACCUUCUCACGUAUGCUUGUUCUAUCUUCUAUCUCUUCCUCUCUAUCAUACUCGCUCUGUCAGCUGCCUUUAUCUUCCCAGGACUAGGGUGCCAUCCCAGUUGGUGACACUGAUGUUUGGUAGAAUGUCCUGGGCUGCUUAAGAGGUGGAGAGGACUUGAUUUGCCAGUGCUUGAGGAAAGGCUCCCAUAUUGUCAUGUAACAGGUUUGGGUUGAAUGUUUUGGCUGGUCCCAUCUGCCACUGUAAAAUCAGGUAGAUGUCAUUGUGGAUUGAGUGUUGGGUGAUGUUUCUGCCUUCCUUGCUUCUGUGCUGAACUAGCUCCUGAACGCGAAGCUCCUUAAUCCAUGUUGAUGGAUGUUUUAUCUUGAGGCUAUCAUUUGCCAUUGAUAAUUCUUCAUGAAGAUGAGUCAGUUAGACAGCAGCCACUUGUAGGAAAUAAAAUCCUGACUAAAGCAGGUCAGUUAAAGAAGUUUUGAGUAAUGUACGUGUACUGGGGAGUGACCUUGCUUCUCGGUGUAAUUUUGAAAACAUGUAUUGUUUACACCAUACUCUUUGAAGGAGUCCCAGUGACUCCCUGGAGUUCCUGUAAUACAGGACUAUGAUCACUUGUAAAUCAGUUGGGUUUGACCAAUUUUACCAGAAUUUUCAUGCAAAUCAGACUGACGUACUUGUAACUAAAAGACUGCAUUGUUGGCAGUAAUUCAGGGUUGAGGCAUCCUGAAUCCUCAGCCAGCUCAGUUAGGAGAAUGUGAAGCUGCUUUUAUUUAAAUGAGAAAUACUUAACGAAAAAUGCCUCCACUAGACAGGAACCUAGAUCUUGAACAUGUUUUUAUUUCAGGUAACUUAGAAUAUUUGCGAAGCUUCUCUUUGUUCAUUUUACACUCUCUCUUGCAUUUAGAACUCCAGUGUCUGAUUCAUGGAGCAAUUUGUAUAUAAUGUGAGACCAUGAAAAAAUUAUAGCUGAAUGUCAUUUUUUUCCUGAAGUGAGAAAACUAGCCAUAUUUGCCAAAGAAAUUCUGGGUUUCACAGAUGCUGGGCAUAAGUUAGUUGCACAUAUUAUUAAAAAAAGGUGCUGUGGAUUUAUUCUGCAUUUCUCUGGGUAAAAGGUACAUCUUCCACUAACUGCUGAUUAAAAGACAUUUUGACAUCUUUCCACUUCCUUUUUUUAAUGUUUGAACCACUUGCCCCUUUGCCCCUAUAUUGUAUACUUGGACCUUCAGUUGACCCCAGGUCCCAGCAUUGUUUACCUGAACACCUAUCCAUUCUCACUUUCUCUCUCCAUACCCCCUCUCCAUAUCCCCUCUCCACUGCAUUCUUUCCUUGAACACCUAUCCAUUCUGCUUUCUACUUAGUCUGCUACUGUUGGACAUUGCAGCCAGCUGACAGAUGAUAUAUCACAGCUUAAACCGUCAGCAUAUAAGUAUAAUUAGUAGACCAGCUGCACACACAACUUGCUGUGAAGGCAUGGCUUAUAACUGUUCCGCUACAGGCAUGGAAAUUAAACUAUCUCUUCACGUGACCUCCCUCACAAGCAGUGAUGUUCAGUGAAAAGCUUGACAGCUCUAAAAUAGAGCUUGAUGUUACAGCUGGACUUCCUUCCACCCUGGUUUACUUGAGUGCAGUUGUUUCCAAUUGUUUGAGCCAUCCUUGGAUUUUAUAGCAAAAGGUAUAACCUGAUGGUUAUCAGUUUGGCUCAACAAAGACACCAAGACACAUGUAUUGUGAAAUAGCGAUUCAAGUACAAAGUGCAGCACUAUUUGAACUGCUGCAACUCUUUCUUCCAGUUGCUUGUUGCUGUAUGAAGGUUAGAUCUUUAAUUUGUAUUCUAAAUGACGAACCUAACUUCAUUGUUGUGGAAUAUCUCAUUUUAACACUUGUAUCUAUGUGCUCUUGGGAGUGAGUUUAACACUUGGUGUAACUACGUACUUCCAAGAACUGACUUAACAUUCAGUGAAAUCACAUGUUCCCAGCGCCUUGUUUAACACUCAUUACUUCCUGGAGUCACAAUAUCCAUAUGUUCAUUUUAUUUUAAUUUUUUGCAGGUUUUCCCUUCAGAUGUUUAAGUUUCUGUCUAUUGGCUGGAUGGUCCAUUGAAACAUUGUCAGUAUUUGGGAGACCCCGGAUGUUUCUAUGAUUUCUAAAUAAUUUCUAUUCUAAACUUGCAAGCCAUACACAAGAUUUCAGUUUUGCACUAGAAUUCAGUGUUUAGAAAGACUCUGAACUGAAGAUUGGAAUCGACUGAGCUGAAAUAUUUUAUGUAUGUCAAUUGUCCAGAUAGACACACUCAGCCCACUCCCAGUAUUCGUCAUGUCAAACACCUUGGCUGAGAAUACAAAAGUGUCUCUUUUUUUCAAAUGACUGAGAUACAAAGGGUCUGGAGAAUGUGCAGUGAAGUGCCCAAGGUAAGGGCAACCCGCUGGACAGGGAAAGGUUUGAACCUCCAUUUGAUCACAAGUACCUUGUCUGUUAUAUCUCUGGAACAGUUCCAAUUUCAACUUGCUUCUAGCUUUCUUGAAACUCAGCAAGAGUUGUGAAGCUAUUGGGUAAACUGUGAUGACUCUAUCUCUUCAAAUGUGCUGUUUAGUUCAUUUAGUCGAAUACAGACCUCAUCUCUCCAGAAUAAUGGCCAUUGUGUGAAAUUACUGCGGCAUAUGCCAUCUACAGUGAUACAUACGGUCUUGUCCCUGUUUGCAGCCUGGACCUGCUCCAAAAUUGCUCUACCUUGAACCAGCAGUAGUAGAUAUCAGUUCACCAAGGUCGUUUAUGAAUCCCUCAGAGUGAAGCUUCCAAUUUGCUCUGAGAUCUCAAACCCAGAGUGAGAAGGGAGGAAGGAAAGGUCAUGAGUUAGACUAGAAUAUUUUCCUGCAUUGAACAGCAUUGAUUUAUUUGGGAGGGGUGGUUGCCUGAAUCUGGUGAGGAUUUGGAUUAGGUACCUUGUUGAACUCCAUGCAUUUGUCAAUGUUACUGUUUACGUAAAGAUCGGGGAUUGAUUUUGGUAAACCUCAUGACUCUUAACUCUGUGUAAAUAAUGCACGAGCUGCUAUAGUGCUUUGAGUGCACCUUUUAAAAACAGCUUCGUGAAUUCUGGGCUUCUUGAUAUCAGUUUUAUUUUGUGUCAGGAACUGAAUAAGGGGUAAAUAGGUGCAUUUCUUAAAACAUUUAAUUCAACUUCCAAUAUUCUCAUUAUUGAGCUGUAAAUGUGCUAGAUUUGGCGAGACAGUUUCUUGUUCUGUGUGGUCGGGCUUGCCUUAGUUUCCUUUCUUCCUUAGACAUUUCUUCCAACAAACCUUCAUUCAUGAAAGUUCAAACCAGUGUGUAAGCCCAUUCUGAUUAGCAAGUUCCAUGUUAGUUUAGUUCACUUCAACUUCCAACCAUUUCACACACAUCAAGACUGCUUCGGGUCACUGUUUUAUUUUAGAUUCCAUCCAAGUCCAAAGCCUUUUAGUAAAUGGGCUUUUUGUUUAUUUAAUUUGAUUGUUACAGCACAUAAGGAGUAAGAGCUUGCCCUUUUAAGGGCAGACUUGUACAGGAACCACAUACAGUGCUAGAGGCUCCAAGUAUUGCACUCUUGCCCCCAAGACUGGGGUAGCCAGGUCUUCAUGGGCUGGGGUAACCAGAUCAUUAUAGUAAGCAUGCUGGAACACUAGUGCAAUUAUGUUUUAAAUGUGAAUGCCGCUGCAUAUAGCGGAAAAUGUGUGUUCUUUUAAGGGCAAAUUCAUAAUUGAAUUCCACACAGGUUUGCAUAUUGCAAUCCUGCGCCACAAACUGUCGCAGCUGUGUCCUUGCAGGCCGAGGCUGGCUGUGUCAUCCCAGGAGUGGGCAACCAUGUCCUCGGGCUGCAGUAUGACUUCUGAUGGUAAACAUAAAUGCUGAAACACUAGUACAUUUCUAUUCACCAACUUCCCCUACCCAGCCCAAAAUAAUAGAGUCCAGACCCAAAUAUUCUCAUCUCUGAAUUUGAAGUGCCACUCCUGGCAGAACAUCUGUGUUUGUCCUUUAUUUUUCCACUGAAAGCUGAUGCUUCUGUUUCAGCUGCUUCAUUACUGACGCUCUUAGCUUUCAAUCACCAGGAAUGUUGGUCAGGUGGUUCAGCUUUGAGUGCGAUGUAUUGUGAAGUAGAUUGACAGGUUGAUGGUUUGUAAAAGGGAUCUGGUGCUUUCAUGAGCCAGGAAUCACCUCUUGCAGCAAUGUGUGGCUCAGUAUUUAUUACAGUUCCUUAGUAGUUUAAAUAUAGACAUGCAGAGCUAGGCUGAGUGAAACAUUAACCUGAAGUGGAAUGCCCAGAGUGCCUGCUUAGAAUGCUGGUGAGUCUCCUUAUCCUGGCUGCUGUAAUAAUAGAAACUACAACAAAUGCAGAUUUAUCCCACUUUUAAAGAAACAAACUUGUAAAAUACUUGAACAAGAGCUUGUAACAUAAACUAUUAAUCACUUAGAGUAUUUGCUUUUUAGUCUGAUGUGGUUCCUUCCGGGUAGUGUUUCGCCCUUUGUAAUUUGUGGUAAUUCUGCUUUCCUUUUAUAUAAAAAUCAGUUAAAAUGUACAAAAAAUUAAAAAAAAAACACUAAAAA
Molecule: messenger RNA, 8801 nt
Organism: Chiloscyllium plagiosum (whitespotted bambooshark)
Lineage: Eukaryota; Metazoa; Chordata; Chondrichthyes; Orectolobiformes; Hemiscylliidae
Source: RefSeq, a predicted model, not a curated record